AUGGAGACAAGGGGUUUGGUCACUGCUGUCAGCCUGGCUCUGAGCAUCUGCUCCCUGGUUCUGCUGGUCACUGCUAUAUUCACUGACCAUUGGUAUGAAACGGACACCCGCAAGCACAAGGAGAUUUGUGAGAGCCAGGGCAAUUCAGACCCUACAGACCAGAAAAACAGACUUAUGCCCCUGUAUCAACUGCCUUUCAGAGGGGACCCUACCAACACCCGCAGGAUGGGUCUGCUUUCUCCUGCCCCGGCUGGUGGGGUUAGGGAGCCCGAGGAUCUCCUGGAGAACUGGAGGUCCCUGCUGGGGCUGGGCGUGCUGGAGUCAGACUGUGGGCGCCCACUCUUCUCCACUUACUCCGGACUAUGGAGGAAAUGCUACAUUAUGGGCAUAGACAAGGACAUUGACAACCUCAUCCUGAAAGGAAUUGCUCAGAAAUGCACAGCAAUCAAGUAUCACUUCUCGCAGCCUAUUCGGCUACGGAAUAUUCCAUUCAAUUUGACCAGGGCAAUUCAGCAAGAUGAAUGGCAUCUUUUACAUUUAAGAAGAAUUACAGCAGGAUUCUUAGGCAUGGCAGCUGCUGUGCUCCUGUGUGGAUGCAUAGUAGCAGCAGUAAGCUUCUUUUGGGAAGAGAGCCUUACACAACACGUAGCUGGACUCCUUUUCCUCAUGACAGGAAUAUUUUGUACCAUUUCUUUGUGUACUUAUGCAGCAAGUGUCUCUUAUGAUCUACAUCGCCUGCCAAAAUUCAUUUACGGGCUUCCAAGUGACGUUGAGCAUGGAUACAGCUGGUCUUUGUUUUGUGCCUGGUGCAGUCUGGGCAUGAUAGUGGCAGCUGGAUGCCUUUGUACUGCCUACCCAUUUAUCAGUAGAACGAAGAUUUUGCUCCUGAAGUCUGCCAGAGACACUUGCGUAUGACUGGGCACUGUGUGUUAGUGACUUUGUUUUCCAUGACAAAACAUUGUGUGCACUACAAAACUGAUCCCUAGUGCUCAAUACAUAUUUGAGAGUGAUCUUUAAUGUUUAAAGCACAAAUAUUGUAAGCUUAAACAAAAGAUUUGACAUAAAACCCAUAGCUUUCCAACAAGGAAAAAGAACUUAAAAAUUGUUAUGGUGACCUAUCGUACCACUAUUGGACAUUUUCCUGUGCUCAUCUGGUCUGUGUGAAUUGUUCAACGGAGAAAUCAUUGGAAUCGUAAAUAUUUUGGAAAAUAUAUGGAGAUAAAAACAAAUCGACAAUGGGAAAAAAAAAAUAAUAUCUCCUCAUA
Molecule: messenger RNA, 1265 nt
Organism: Bombina bombina (fire-bellied toad)
Lineage: Eukaryota; Metazoa; Chordata; Amphibia; Anura; Bombinatoridae
Gene: TMEM178A
Product: transmembrane protein 178A
Exons: 4
Coding region: 1-915 (304 amino acids)
Biological process (GO): regulation of cytosolic calcium ion concentration; negative regulation of osteoclast differentiation
Cellular component (GO): endoplasmic reticulum membrane
Source: RefSeq, a predicted model, not a curated record